CAGCACAGACUCAUUUCUCUACACACCAGCUCUGAGUGGAUGCUCAGCAGGGGUGUUUGAGAUAUUAGCACGCUGUGGGGGAACGGCUCAGGGACUUCUGCCAUCCACAUACAAAGAGCCGGCAGUUACGAGGAAUAUGGGCAAAUCCGAAAGCCAAAUGGAUAUCAUGGAGAAAUCAAGUAAACCUGGAAAGCGUCGCUGGACUGUUGCAGAAAUCGGUCUGUCUGUGCUGCUCCUGUUAGUCAGCUGUGCUUUGGCCGGGCUUGUAGUCCUCUACACAUCAGCUUUGAAAGAACAAUCAAACAGGCCGAGUGUGUCCAGGAGCUCAACAGGUGAUGACCAGCUGUUACGCUCCAGCCCCAACAAUGUGUGCACAACUGCAGACUGUGUUACUGCAGCUGCUCGGCUCUUGCAGAACAUGGAUAAGUCCGUGAAGCCUUGUGAUAAUUUCUACCAGUAUGCCUGUGGGGGUUGGCUGGAGCGACAUGUCAUCCCAGAGACCAGCUCCCGUCACAGCGUCUUUGACAUUCUGCGAGACAAGCUGGAGAUUGUCCUCAAAGGUGUUCUUGAGACAGUGAAUGAACAGGACAGAGAUGCCAUCAAGAAGGCCAAAGUCCUUUACAGCUCAUGUAUGAAUGAAAGCCUCAUAGAGCAGCGUGACUCGCAGCCCCUCCUGAAACUCAUUGAGAGUAUUGGAGACUGGCCUGUGGCGUCAGAGGACUGGAACACCACCACAGAGGAAGCGUGGAGCCUUGAGGACACACUGGCAACACUUACUGCUCGUUUCCACAAGAAGGUUGUGCUGGACAUGUAUGUGUGGACUGACGACCGGGACUCUCAGCGCCAUAUUAUCUAUAUUGACCAACCCGGGCUUGGGAUGCCAUCUAGGGACUAUUACUUCAAUGAUGGAAACUACAAAAAGGUUCGGGAGGCCUACCUACAUUUCAUGGUUUCCAUUGCAAAGAUAACCCGAGAGGACAAGAAUUUGACUCAGGAUGACGACCGAGUGUGGGAGGAAAUGAUGCAAGUGCUGGAGCUGGAGACAGACAUCGCCAAUGCUACAUCACCAGCAGAAGAACGCCAAGACGUCACUGUUCUUUACAACAAGAUGACACUUGGCGAACUGCAGAGCACAUACAGUCUUAAUGGUUUCAACUGGACGCGAUUUAUUCAAGGCGUGCUGUCGAGUGUGUCCAUUGAUGUUCAGUUGGACGAGGAGGUGGUGGUGUACAGCUCUCCAUAUCUUGAGAAGAUGAAUGAUGUUCUCUCCAGACACAGUAUCAGAACUGUGCAGAACUACCUCACCUGGCAGCUCAUCAUUGACAGAGUUAAUAGCUUGAGCCGCCGCUUCAAAGAUGCCAGAGCCCGAUACAGAAAGACUCUCUAUGGGACCACUGUAGAGGAUGCUUGGUGGCGAGAAUGUGUCCGUUACGUCCAGAGCAGCAUGGAGAACGCAGUUGGAGCACUCUACGUACGCGAGACUUUUGCAGGAGAAAGUAAACGAAUGGUCAGUGACCUCAUCAGCAAGAUCCAAGCAGCGUAUGUAGAAACACUGGAAGAGUUAAGCUGGAUGGACACUCCCUCAAAGGAGAAGGCGAGAGAAAAGGCCAUGGCAAUCAAGGAGCAUAUCGGCUAUCCAGAUCAUAUCCUGCAGGAGGCCAACCAGAAACUCGACCAAGAGUAUGCUCAUCUAAAUUUCAGUGAAGAACACUACUUUGAGAACAUCCUGGAGAACCUCAAGUCAGAAGCACACAAAAGUCUGAAGAAGCUCAGAGAGCCUGUUGAUCCAGACUUGUGGAUCAUUGGUGCUGCUGUGGUGAAUGCAUUCUACUCACCCAACAGAAAUCAGAUUGUGUUCCCUGCAGGAAUCCUGCAGCCACCUUUCUUCAGUAAGCAUCAGCAUCAAGCUCUUAACUUUGGUGGAAUAGGGAUGGUUAUUGGACAUGAAAUCACACAUGGAUUUGAUGACAACGGGCGUAAUUUUGACAAAGAUGGUAAUAUGUUGAACUGGUGGAGUAAUUACUCUGCUGAGCACUUCAAAGAGCAGUCACAGUGCAUGGUGCAACAAUAUGGCAACUUCAACUGGAAGCUAGCAGGUGGACAAAAUAUCAGUGGAAUCAGCACUUUGGGGGAGAAUAUUGCAGACAAUGGAGGAGUUCGUCAAGCAUAUAAGGCUUAUCUUAAGUGGGUGGAGAUGGAGGGUGAAGAGUCUCAUCUACCUGGUCUAGACAUGGAUCACAAGCAGCUUUUCUUUCUUAACUUUGCCCAAGUCUGGUGUGGUGCUUAUCGGCCUGAGUAUGCCAGCCAGUCCAUUAAGACUGACUCACACAGUCCUUUAGAAUACAGGGUACUUGGAUCGCUCCAGAAUUUUGAAGAUUUCUCAGAAGCUUUUCAGUGCCAAAAAGGCAGUCCAAUGAACCCUGAGAUGAAGUGUCGGGUCUGGUAGAACUCCUGAGAUUUGUUGAUUUCUUAAGACGGGCAACUCAAAUCAGAAGAAUAAGUUGUACGUUUAAACCCACAGAGAUAUUCAGCUCAUGACUUAUUCCAAUUUACUUGGGGCUGAGUGAUGACACAGAUAUGUGCAUAUACGGUACUGUAGAUGUAUUUUAAACUGAUAGCAUCCUACAGUGCACUAUAGUUUCUUAAAUUUAAAGCAUAUAGAUUAUAAAAAAAGAAACUUGCUUCUCAAGUUUGAAGCAUUGUCUGUGGAUAAAGA
Archocentrus centrarchus (flier cichlid) is the source of this 2716-nucleotide messenger RNA. RefSeq names its product membrane metallo-endopeptidase-like 1 (gene mmel1). Gene Ontology annotation, biological process: protein processing. Gene Ontology annotation, cellular component: plasma membrane. The record is from RefSeq and is a predicted model, not a curated record. Gene Ontology annotation, molecular function: metalloendopeptidase activity. NCBI's taxonomy places the organism in Eukaryota, Metazoa, Chordata, Actinopteri, Cichliformes, Cichlidae. The transcript has 24 exons. The coding region runs from base 137 to 2446 and encodes 769 amino acids.